Toxorhynchites rutilus septentrionalis is the source of this 543-nucleotide messenger RNA. RefSeq lists its product as uncharacterized. The transcript has a single exon. The record is from RefSeq and is a predicted model, not a curated record. The coding region runs from base 1 to 543 and encodes 180 amino acids. Lineage: Eukaryota; Metazoa; Arthropoda; Insecta; Diptera; Culicidae.
AUGGCUACUAGCUUUCUACAACAACAGGAAGAGAAGAGUGAGACUUUUUCUAAUACAGCUCUGUUUCAGAGUCUCAUUGGAGCGUUGUUGUAUAUCGCUGUGAACACACGCCCGGAUAUUGCUAUUGCAACGUUUAUUCUCGAACGACGUGUAACGAAAGAAACAUUAGAGGACUGGACCGAAAGAAACAAGGUGUUGCGCUACCUAAAAGGAACUAUGAACUAUGAGUUGCACCUAGACAGCGGAGAACAAUUGAAAUUCAAGUGCUUCGUUGAUGCUGAUGGGGCAGGCGAAGCUACUGAUCGUAAGUCCAACACUGGUUUCAUUUUCAAGCUGAGUGGCGGACAUCUUGGAUGUAGUUGCAGGAAGCAGAAACUAGUGGCGUUAUCCAGCACCGAAGCAGAGUACGUGGCACUUGCGGAGCGUCUCCAGGAGCUUUUGUGGCUAGGCAAACUGAUGGUGGAUCUUUCGGAACCACUGCCGCAACCGAUUGUGGUUUAUGAGGACAACCAGAGCUGCAUUGCAUCUCACAGCAGCCGAUAG